UGAGGCUACGGAGGCUCGGGCGUCCGAGGGCGGCCGAGUCCGAGCGGGAGGGUUCUGCUCGGGACCGAGUGGGGACCCCCGCCUCGGGGCGCAGGCUGGCGGCGAAGCGGCCCCGGCGGUCACCAUGCGGGCCUUCCUGGAGCUGCCGACGCCGCUGCUGGUGAACUUGGUCGGCUCGCUGCUGGGGUUUGCGGCCACAGUCACCCUCAUCCCAGCCUUCCGCGGCCACUUCAUCGCCGCGCGCCUUUGUGGAAAGGACCUCAACAAACCCGGCCGGGAGCUGAUCCCGGAGUCCCAGGGAGUGAUCAGCGGUGCUGUUUUCCUGAUCCUUCUCUUCUGCUUCAUCCCUUUCCCUUUCCUGAACUGCUUUGUAGAGGAGCAGUGUAAAGCCUUCCCCCACCAUGAAUUUGUGGCCCUGAUAGGCGCGCUUCUUGCCAUCUGCUGCAUGAUUUUCCUGGGCUUCGCGGAUGAUGUCCUGAACCUGCGCUGGCGCCAUAAGUUGCUGCUGCCCACAGCUGCCUCACUACCUCUCCUCAUGGUCUAUUUCACCAACUUUGGCAACACGACCAUUGUGGUACCCAAGCCCUUUCGUCCGAUUCUUGGCCUGCAUUUGGACUUGGGGAUCCUGUACUAUGUCUACAUGGGGCUGCUGGCAGUGUUCUGCACCAACGCCAUCAACAUCCUCGCGGGGAUCAAUGGCCUGGAGGCUGGUCAGUCACUAGUCAUCUCAGCUUCCAUCAUUGUCUUCAACCUGGUAGAGCUGGAAGGUGAUUGUCGAGAUGACCAUGUCUUUUCCCUCUACUUCAUGAUACCCUUUUUUUUCACCACCUUGGGAUUGCUCUAUCACAACUGGUACCCGUCACGGGUGUUUGUGGGAGAUACCUUCUGUUACUUUGCUGGCAUGACCUUUGCCGUGGUGGGCAUCUUGGGACACUUCAGCAAGACCAUGCUGCUCUUCUUCAUGCCCCAGGUGUUCAACUUCCUCUACUCCCUGCCUCAGCUCCUGCACGUCAUCCCCUGCCCUCGCCACCGUGUGCCCAGGCUUAAUACCAACACAGGCAAACUGGAGAUGAGCUAUUCCAAGUUCAAGACCAAGAGCCUGUCUUUCUUGGGCACCUUUAUUCUAAAGGUAGCAGAGAGUCUGCAGCUGGUGACAGUGCGCCAGAGUGAGGAUGAGGAUGGUGCCUUCACGGAGUGUAACAACAUGACCCUCAUCAACCUGCUCCUUAAAGUCUUUGGGCCCAUGCAUGAGAGGAACCUCACCCUGCUGCUGCUGCUGCUACAGGUCCUGGGCAGUGCUGUCACCUUCUCCAUUCGGUACCAGCUUGUCCGGCUCUUCUAUGAUGUCUGAGCUCCCUGAUCACUGCCUUCACGUCACAGUCUCCAGGGCUCCCGACUCAGGCCAAGGACUCAGGCCAAGCUCAUUCUAGACCAAGACUGCCUCUCAGCCCACGUCCCCGUCCCCCGCCCCCCCCCCCCCGCUCCUCCCCAACCUUCCCUUUCCCCUGUGAUGAUUGACAUGCUGGGCCUUUCCUGCCCUCCGUUGACUAUUGAUUGGCCUUUCCUAUAGUUUUCUUCAACUUGCCACUCUCCCCAUCCAUCUGUCUUUCCAGCCCCCUGAGGUGGGGACAUGCGGCUGUUAGGGUUUCCACAGCACCGACCUUCAAGGAAUAGGCUGGGCCUGGGGCAGAGCCCUGGCUCGUGAUAGGAACACAGGCUCGGAGAAGACUUCACAUUAGACUAAAUUAAGGGUUCUAAUUAGUAAAAGAAGUAGGGGGUGCAGGUGCUCCCACUGGUAACAAUAAAGUGAUGUUUUUUCCUUGU
Eptesicus fuscus (big brown bat) is the source of this 1824-nucleotide messenger RNA. It is a transcript of the gene DPAGT1, whose product is annotated as dolichyl-phosphate N-acetylglucosaminephosphotransferase 1. The transcript has 9 exons. Bases 125 to 1351 code for a protein of 408 amino acids. NCBI's taxonomy places the organism in Eukaryota, Metazoa, Chordata, Mammalia, Chiroptera, Vespertilionidae. Gene Ontology annotation, biological process: dolichol-linked oligosaccharide biosynthetic process; protein N-linked glycosylation. The record is from RefSeq and is a predicted model, not a curated record. Gene Ontology annotation, cellular component: membrane. Gene Ontology annotation, molecular function: UDP-N-acetylglucosamine-dolichyl-phosphate N-acetylglucosaminephosphotransferase activity.